Lentinula edodes (shiitake mushroom) is the source of this 450-nucleotide messenger RNA. RefSeq lists its product as uncharacterized. Bases 1 to 450 code for a protein of 149 amino acids. The record is from RefSeq and is a predicted model, not a curated record. The transcript has 2 exons. NCBI's taxonomy places the organism in Eukaryota, Fungi, Basidiomycota, Agaricomycetes, Agaricales, Omphalotaceae.
AUGUCGUCUGUCCUCACUCAUGGGACUUGGACCGGAUUGAAUGGGCUCUCGUCUUCACAUAUUUCGCAUAUUUCUCAAUCACAGGAUUCCCCACCUGCACCUUCCUUUUCGCCCACCCAAACUCUAUCAUCCUCCCUUCGCACAGACUUUCCGCGAACACUCACCGCAACCCGUGCGCUACUCGAAGCAGAACAUGAUGACGAUGUGGCACUUUGGGGACAUGUGCAGGUUCUGAGAGUGGAGGGGAGUAUUCACAGUCAUCAUCCUCGCAUCAAAUCUCGGACAGCCAUCAGGAAACAAGGAAUGCUCUUGCUUAAGCACCGGUGGACCAUGGGAAGUGUGGGUGCUCAGAAUGUACAAGGUACCCAUCACGUCUACGUUGACUUUUUAGCCAAAAGGCACAAACUCACCGAUAUCCCGGCUUGGAAGCGCGGCGCACGUAGCAUGUAA